AUUGUGGGUGGUGGGCGCGGUAAACAGAGAGGGGACAGCCAUUUCGGUUAACAGCGACUGACAAGGUGUUGUAGAUAGAAAGUAGGAAGAGCAAAUCAACUCGGGAGACAGUGCGUGCGCUUCGAGACGGGUAGCAUCACCGGGGAUUGCGUGAAGGUCGAUUCUUGUUGCUCUUUCUUCACUUGCUGUGGUUGUUGUGAGUGAAAGAGGAAAACAAAUCAGGUUCAAGACUUAGGCGGAUGUGGAGCUCAUGUGAGAAAUAGAAAAAAUACAAAAGAACCAAGACUUCACAGAGGGGGCCACAUUGUUCCACGGCGCUGACUUACCAAGUGCCCUCGCCAACUCAACCAACGGAGGAAAAAAAGUUGCCAUGGAAACUGUUCUGCUCUUCGUCUUUUCGUUCCUGGUCUCUGUAGCUGCUUUGUCAGACCCUAGUGUUCAGGAUGGCAAGGAGAAAAAGAUGGAUCCAUUUGAUUAUGACUAUGAGAGCCUGAGGAUUGGCGGUCUGGCGUUUGCAGUCGUGCUCUUUCUUCUGGGGGUUCUUCUUAUUCUGAGUCGGAGGUGUGACUGCAGCAUUAACCAGAAGACCAGGGCACCUGGAGAUGAGGAGGCGCAGGCUGAGAACCUCAUCACCUCCAAGGCCAAAGAGGCUCCAAAGGCUGAAAACUGAAGUUUUACUGGCCUUCCGUUUCUGCCCAACCCCUCAGUCCCGUUGUCUGCUGGACCCGCUAGCCACAGAAUCACUGAAGACGAUGACAACGCCUAUGAAAACAUAGUCCUUCACAGAAGAGCAAGAGUGGGAGUGGCUCAGCGGGGGUUGU
Molecule: messenger RNA, 821 nt
Organism: Alosa alosa (allis shad)
Lineage: Eukaryota; Metazoa; Chordata; Actinopteri; Clupeiformes; Clupeidae
Gene: fxyd6
Product: FXYD domain containing ion transport regulator 6
Exons: 9
Coding region: 371-670 (99 amino acids)
Biological process (GO): regulation of sodium ion transmembrane transporter activity
Cellular component (GO): membrane
Molecular function (GO): sodium channel regulator activity
Source: RefSeq, a predicted model, not a curated record